UGCGCGUGCUGCUGCCAGUUCCGUGUCGGCCGCGAGUUUACCAGCCAUGGCAGUGCCUGCACGCGCUUAAUCCACCGCCGGGCUGCAAUGAUGUGACUCUGUCCGGGUUUCAAAAUCCAAUUUUCCACAGAACGAUGCGGCGGGAUUCAUGACGGGUCAGUCUGAACAGUAAUGUCUUCAGAUUGGAGUUACCCAAGCCUCAAAACUGAGGCGAUAAGGAAAUCACCUUGGCAACCCUGUGUUGGUGCACAGGUAGCACUGUGACUCUUGCUUGAGAUCACCAGACCUCAUUGAGUUGAGAUGGCAACGCAGCGAAAGCACCUGGUCCAAGAUUUCAACAAAUACAUCACCUGCUCGAUUUGCUGUGGAUACCUAAUCAAGCCCACCGCUGUCACAGAAUGCCUGCACACCUUUUGUAAAAGUUGUAUUGUUCAGCACUUUGAGGAGAGUAAUGAGUGUCCGGAAUGUGGAAUACAGGUCCAUGAAACCAACCCUUUAGAGAUGCUGAGGCUAGAUAAGACCCUGGAAGAGAUUAUCUUCAAGUUGGUUCCUGGACUUAGAGAGAAGGAGGGACAACAGGAAAGUGAUUUUUGGAAUAAAAAUAAGAUAAAAACAAACGAAGAUGGCCCCAGGACUAAGAAAGCUCACCUGAGUGAUGAAGAUGAUGGAAGGGGUGGAGACUACCACAGGAGUGAUCCUCAGAUCGCUAUUUGUCUGGACUGUCUACGAAACAAUGGCCAAUCAGGAGAAAGCAUUGUAAAGGGUUUAAUGAAGAAAUUCAUCCGUUGCUCCACUCGUGUUACAGUGGGAACUAUAAAGAAGUUUCUCUGUGUAAAAUUGAAGCUGCCCAGCUCAUAUGAGCUCGAUGUUCUGUGUAAUGGGGAGAUCAUGGGCAAAGACCACACCUUGGAAUUCAUCUACCGCACUCGAUGGAGACUUCAAGGAGACAGCGCCUAUCCCAUGGUUCUCGAGUACCGUCCACGGAUCGACUUUGGUUAAAUAGCACGUACGGCUUUCUGGAAAUUCCUUAUGUAGACUGAUGUCAAGAGUCAGACAGUUAAAAAACACAAAAUGAUUGAUUGUGCCUCUGUUGAAAGACAACAACACAAAGCCCCAUGACUGACAGGACUGCUCUCCUCUUCAUGUGCACUGCUUCAGCCUCUACUCCUCGUUUUCUCCCUCCUUCAUGCUCCUGAUUGGCAGUCAUGGCUCCUCCCACUGGCUCAGUAUCAAGUUUGAUGAUUACUGUAUGUUCCACCAAAGCUUUCCCUGCAUGUUGUCUCUAUGACGACGCCUCUGCAAUCCCAUUGGGAUUAUCUGAUAGCAGUCUAGCACAGACAGUAAGAUAAAACUCAUCUCAAAAGAUACACUCCAUCCAGGUGACAGGAGAAAGGGAAGAGUGAGGAGAGAUGGAGAAAUAUUAAGGAUUUUUAGAAGUAUAAAUUACUCUCACUAGAGGAUAAGAGGAUUUUAGUAAUAUUAGAUUAUUGCUUUUUAGGUGUUUUUAUCCAGAGUUUGCACCAGAGGUAAAUCCAAAUGCCUCAUUGUAUUGUUGAUAUUCUGUAUCUUCUACCCUCUCUGUCUUUCCUUUAGUUACUUUUCUCUCUUUUUCUCACCUCCCACAUUGUCCUUCAUAAAUUCAGUAACUCUUUUUUAUGACAUUCUCCCUCACACACACACAUUCACUCUCUUUCUUCACCUCUUUCCAUCUCACACUCUCAUUUUCUCCAAUGUUUUUUUGGCUCUGGUCUGAAGUAUUGAUGGAUCUCAUUCAGUUGGAAUUGAAUGAGAGGGCUAUAGAUGUCCCAAAAUAACAGCUGUGAAAGGCACUCUGGCAAAGCAUUUCUCCUUUACACUGAGCUAAGGCCAAAUCUUACAUUCACCCAAACUAGAUCUUCAUCUUAUUAGAAAGGAUAUUACAAUAAGUGAUGUCAGAUAAGCUUAGAGCAGCAAUUUAUGGAGAAAUAUCAUUUUUGCUGAAUGAAUAGGAAAUGAGGUGUGCCAACUGCAUCUCUCUUAGAUCAUCUUCAGCUCACAAUCUGUUACCUAUAAACAUGAUGGUGUUUGCCUAUUUAAUGAAAAUAUAUUUAAAGGAAAGUUCCAAACUAUCUGAAGCAAUAGCAUAAUUUUGAUUACCAUACAUGUUACGUUACAGUGAAGCACUUACAAUAAAUGUGAAUAGGGCCAGUCCAUCAACAUUAAAAUGCACCGUUUCAAAAGAAGAGCCACAAAAUGUAAACAAACGCGUUAACAUGAUGUUAGCUUGAUAACAUCUCUGUUCUACAUUAUUUUAGUGUGAUAAAAUCUCUUACAGGGUUUACUGGUGUUGUGUCAUCAUGGCAACAACGAAGUUGCAAAAUUGCAUAUAUAUAUAUAUAUAUAUAUAUAUAUAUAUAUAUAUAUAUAUAUAUAUAUAUAUAUUUGCCCUGAAAGGGGUCAGUAAGUGAUUUUAUCAUAAUAAAUCAUGUUAACACGUUUAAUGUUUAUGUAUUGUGGCUAUACUUUUUAAACAAUUUGCUUCUUAAUGUUUAUGGACUGGCCCUAUUCACAUUAAUUGUAACCACAACUUUAGCUUUUUUUCCUUUUUAAAGACGGACAAGUCGAAAUAAUUUAUUGUGGUAAGAAGCAUUACAGUCAAGUUAUGGUCAUGUUUUUAAGGAGAGAAUUUGUAAUUCAAUCAUGUUUUCUAAUAUAUAUUUUAGUACAGGGUUUUAUAUUUGUUCAGAUAGUUUGGAAAUAUGAGGUUAACUCUUAUAAAUUUGUUUACAUGCCAAUGUGAAUCUUUAAUGUAUGCAUAUGAUAGGAAUAUUACAUUUAAGAUCAUGAUUAUAACAAUUGGUUGACACCAAACCUAAAGAGUUGCCAAACAGAUUUUUUUUUACAUUUGGUACUUGCUGUACUAAUCCAGAUUAUAUUCCACUAAAAUUGUAUUUGAUGGUACUCAAUAUACUGUAGAACAGGAUUAGAAUAAUCAGUCCCUUUGCUGUGGAUCAUCUCAGGGGGUGAAAACUGGUGAAAUGAGGGUUUUUUGAUGUUUUCUACUUCAUUUCCAGAGGAAUCAAGACCAACAUAAAAUUGAAUUCAGUCAUUUGAGAAAGUUAAUGCAAUGCAGUAAGGCAAAUGAGACCGGAUGUCUUGACAAGGUGUUUUAGUGGAUUGCAUGAACUAAAAUUGGAAAUAUAAUGAUCCUGAUGUUUCUUAUGUCAGAUUUAAGCUAAAAAUAUGUCUGAUCAGCAUCUGUUUUACCAACAUAAUUUUGUGUACUGAAUUUUGAAUCCCAGCAUCUGCACUCUGUCAGUCCAGUAGUGAGAUUCUUGACGUUGUUGUUUAGGACAAAGGCCACUGGCUGCUCUCCAGAAUCCAAUUUCCUAUCCACUGAGAAAACGUGCAAAUCAACUAUAAAGUGUCUUUGAGCUCUGAUUAUAAAUACAAUGUAUUUUUGUAUGUUGAAGCACUUAUGUAUAUUUAAACAUAUAAGCAAAAGAUUUUAUGUCAAUGCUUGUCUUUCCUAAUAGAAGAUGCUGCUCGGAGUAAUUUAUUGUUUUUUUUUAUAAGUCCCAUCGCCUGCUAUGUGUUUCCCUUUUAAAUGGAUGCACUGUACAUGAAAAGCUUUCUAAUGCUAUUCAUGAUCUCUAUU
Messenger RNA from Xyrauchen texanus (razorback sucker), 3637 nucleotides. Its product is annotated as polycomb group RING finger protein 5-A. The record is from RefSeq and is a predicted model, not a curated record. The coding region runs from base 301 to 999 and encodes 232 amino acids. The transcript is spliced from 9 exons. Lineage: Eukaryota; Metazoa; Chordata; Actinopteri; Cypriniformes; Catostomidae. Gene Ontology annotation, biological process: regulation of transcription by RNA polymerase II. Gene Ontology annotation, cellular component: PRC1 complex.